UUGGCGGGUUUCAUUGCGUCUGAGCGACCGCGCGACGCGUCGGUCAUGUCACUCGUGCUUACGUUCCAUGAUCGUUUUGCAUAGUUGUGUGCGUACGUGCGUCGCGUUUAACCCGGCGGCACUCGGCAGUGUGCGGUGGUGCUUCGAGUGUUCGAUUGCGCGUUAUUCUCGCGCGUUAAAUGCAGACUUUGUCACAUAAAACUUACGUUCGCGACUAUGGCGCAAUUACGUUACACCCGUAACUUAUUCCUGCGCGGGAUUUGCAUUAUAUAUCUGUUCGCGUUUCUCAGCUUCUACGUGCAGAUUCCAGGAUUAUAUGGUGACAAUGGAAUCUUACCAGCCAGGACGCAAUUGGACCUUAAAGCACGCGCAACAUUAUUGAAUAAAAUGAAACAAAAACCAACGUUCUUGUGGUUCGCGCCAUAUCUGGGGUUAAAUAUUGAUUAUAUGCUGGAUGUGCUGUCUCUUCUUGGAGUUAUUCUUUCUUUUGCAGGAUUCGUUUCGCAGAAAUUUUGCAUUGCGCCAGUAUUUGCAGGACUGUGGUCUUUAUAUUAUUCUUUGUACCAGAUCGGUCAAACAUUUAUGUUAUUCCAAUGGGAUGUUCUAUUACUGGAAGUUGGUUUUCUAUGUAUAUUUGUGGCACCGUUGUGGUAUGCUUAUCGCGGAAAUCCAAGCGAUUAUAUAACACUCUGGGCUGUGCGUUGGUUGCUUUUCCGCCUUUUGUUUUCUAGUGGAGUGGUGAAACUUACUGCAGGCUGUCCAGUCUGGUGGAAGUUAGAUGCACUAAAUAUCCAUUUCGAAUCACAAUGUAUACCAACUGCUCUGGCAUGGUAUGCACAUCAUUUGCCAACAUGGUUGCUUCGAUUAUCAACCGUUGCUACAAACGUUAUCGAGCUUGCUAUACCACUUUUAUUUUUCUUCCCAAACAGAAAAGUCAGAAUAAUAGCAUUUUAUUUGCAGGUUCUUCUACAAAUCUGUAUUAUUGCUACUGGAAAUUACAAUUUCUUUAAUUUCCUUAUGAUUUGUUUAUGCAUAUCCUUACUGGACGAUCAAUUCUUUUACAAACGAAAAUCUAAAAAUAAUAAAUCUCGUAUUAGAAAUUAUCUUUCUACACUAAUAACUAUAUUGGUUUAUGGAGGAGUAAUGUACGGGACAUAUAUUUAUUAUGGCCUUAAGAUAAUUGAUAACUGGACCAUUGAAUCUAAUAUCACAUUUACACAGGAGGAAUUUGGUUACAUUCUCUAUCACGUAGUAGUAUUUUCGAUAUAUAUCGGUCUAAUAUCCUUUGCAUUAACGUUAGUUCCGAUGAUUAAUUCUAUAUUUUAUACAAAAGAAAUGCAUAAACUAACUGAUAAAUUGACAGCAACGUUACUUACACUUGUCUAUGUCCUUUCUAUAGCUUGUAUUUUUGCUAUAAGCAUUGUACCAUAUUCCUCUUUAUCUAAAACGUUUAAUUCGACAAUGAUUGAUCAUCUGACUCCACUGACUCGAUUACAUUCAAAAGUAGAUCAUCUUCAUAUAACGAAUAGGUAUGGACUGUUCAGUCGUAUGACAGGAGUCGAUGGCAGACCUGAAAUUGUGAUAGAGGGAAGCGACAGUAUUGAAGGACCCUGGAAGGAAUACGAGUUUUUAUAUAAACCAGGAAAUGUUAACAAUUCAUUACCAUUUGUUGCACCCCAUCAACCUCGUCUUGAUUGGCAAAUGUGGUUCGCUGCGUUAGGUACAUAUCAACAAAAUCCAUGGUUAAUGUCACUAGCCUAUCGUUUAUUGACUGGACAGCCCGAGGUACUAGCUCUAAUGAAUACUGUUGAAAAUCCAUUCCGAGAUAGACCUCCGAAAUAUGUUAGAGCUAGUCUUUAUCAUUAUCAUUAUACACCAUGGAGUCAAACAUCGAAUACUCGUGCUUGGUGGACUAGAGAAAGAAUAGGAGAGUAUUUCCCAACAUUCAGCCAAAAUCACUCUCCACUUAUUGAAUUUUUAACAAAAACAAUGAAGAUUCUUCAAGAGAAGCCAGGUUUUAAGGUCACAAAUGAACCACUCAAACUGAUUUUGGACAAUCUUAGAUCUUUGGUCAGUAAAGUAGAACCGAGUCUAAUAUUAUGGAGCGUUUUCACAGCCGGUUGCGCAAUAAUCGUAACAGGUUACAGCAAUUCAGUAUCGAAAAAAAAAUAAUUAUAUUGAGCGAUAAUCAUUAUAAAAACUUAAUAAGUUACA
This is a messenger RNA of Atta colombica, 2214 nucleotides long. RefSeq names its product lipase maturation factor 2-like. Gene Ontology annotation, cellular component: endoplasmic reticulum membrane. The record is from RefSeq and is a predicted model, not a curated record. Gene Ontology annotation, biological process: protein maturation. The transcript has 10 exons. The coding region runs from base 217 to 2172 and encodes 651 amino acids. NCBI's taxonomy places the organism in Eukaryota, Metazoa, Arthropoda, Insecta, Hymenoptera, Formicidae.